GGGGGUGGGAGGGUUGUGGGGAGAUGUGUGGCUGCUUGGGAAUUUCCUCAGCUACCUUGGGGUGACUGAGGUUGCCUGGGGCUGGAGUGACCUCCUGCCUGCAUAGAGCUGGCAUGGGACACAGUGCCCCUGGAAUUUCUGAGGCUCCCAGUGUCACCUCCUCCGCACUGCCCUCUUUUGAGGGUCCAAGUUUCACAGCCAGAGCUGGGGCUUUUCCUCCUUUCCAUCUCUGCUGUUUGUCUCAGAGAAAACCCAUCGCGUUGUUUUUCAAUUGCCUGAAGGUGUUUUUUGGGGGUUUUUUUGACUAUUUUGAAGCUCAUUUUUCCCAGAUGUACUUUUUUUUCUUCUUCUUCUUCUUCUUUUUUUUUUUUAAUUGGUUUAAAAACUUUCUUUCUUCUUCUCUAACUUUUCUUCUUUGCCUUAAAGUUUCCGGCCACGUGACUUUCAGUUUACAUCCCUGAGGUUCUGAGAAACCACAGGAGGUUGAGGCCUAAAGGGAAGGUGCAGAAGCUCUGAGAGGAGAGGCAGCGAAAGUGUCGGAGUGCUGGGUAGGGCAGAGUGCUUCUGGGACAGGUGAGAGCAGGGAGCCAAGGGCUGCAUCAGAGGUGACGGAGGGAGGAGGACAGAGGAGAGGAGGAGAAGCAAGACAGAAAGCAGGCACACCAAGAGCACAAAGGAAGCUGAAGAGACCCUGGGAGCCAGAAGCAGCAGCCAUGCCCCACAGCUCUGACAGCAGUGAUUCCAGCAGCUUCAGCCAGUCUCCCCCUCCCAGCAAACAGGACUCUUCUGAUGACAUGAGGAAAGUCCAAAGGAGGGAGAAGAAUCGCAUUGCUGCCCAGAAGAGCCGCCUGAGGCAAACCCAGAAAGCAGACACACUGCACUUGGAGAGUGAAGACUUGGAGAGACAGAAUGCUGCCCUGCGCCGGGAGAUCAAGCAGCUGACAGAGGAAAUGAAGCACUUCACCUCGAUGCUGAACUCCCAUGAACCACUCUGCUCCAUCCUGACAUCCCCUCCACCACCUCCAGAAGUGCUUUAUGCCACACACUCUUUUCACCAACCCCACAUUAGCUCCCCACGCUUCCAGCACUGAGCCAGUCAGCAGGACAGCAGCCUGCCAGCUCCACUGAUGGCAAGAAGUAACUUUGUGGGGCUUGCUUUUCCAUCCAAGGGAAGGAAUUGGACAGACAUUCCUUCUUAAAGUAUGUAUUCUGAGUGAUUUGCCUAAGACUUGGUCCCUGUGCAGAAAUGGCAGUCACCAUGAGGCAUCUUUGGACAGUUUCCAGCUUGGAUUCUGGGAGGAAGAGGCAGUCACAAAAGGGCACCAACCCCUUUCUCUG
Molecule: messenger RNA, 1338 nt
Organism: Cinclus cinclus
Lineage: Eukaryota; Metazoa; Chordata; Aves; Passeriformes; Cinclidae
Gene: BATF
Product: basic leucine zipper ATF-like transcription factor
Exons: 3
Coding region: 714-1091 (125 amino acids)
Biological process (GO): regulation of transcription by RNA polymerase II
Cellular component (GO): nucleus
Molecular function (GO): RNA polymerase II cis-regulatory region sequence-specific DNA binding; DNA-binding transcription factor activity, RNA polymerase II-specific
Source: RefSeq, a predicted model, not a curated record